AUGAUAUCUCCUCCCGUUGCUAUCUUUGGCCGUAACUAUCGAACAUUGUGGAGGAUGAGGGAAGGUCGGUCAAGAUCUUUCGAAAUCACCGUGAAUGGAAAUCUAAUUUUUUCAAAACUAAAGUGUGGUAGUUUUCCUUCAAUAGAAGCCAUCAUUUCUGAAUUGAUUAACAUUGAGAAUGGUGAAACACCUCGUGAAAUCAUUAAUUCUUUUUUUAUUUUAUAA
Schistosoma curassoni is the source of this 225-nucleotide messenger RNA. Lineage: Eukaryota; Metazoa; Platyhelminthes; Trematoda; Strigeidida; Schistosomatidae. The record is from the annotation of a GenBank genome assembly.